Messenger RNA from Emericellopsis cladophorae, 2196 nucleotides. RefSeq lists its product as uncharacterized. The record is from RefSeq and is a predicted model, not a curated record. The transcript has a single exon. The coding region runs from base 1 to 2196 and encodes 731 amino acids. NCBI's taxonomy places the organism in Eukaryota, Fungi, Ascomycota, Sordariomycetes, Hypocreales, Bionectriaceae.
AUGCUGCGACGACGAGCUUUGCGGUUGAGCUCCUCGCUUUGCUCUCGCGAACUCUCCACACUGGAAGCCCGCUGGGACCCGCACUGGCGAUGGAGCAGAAAUGGGGCAGCGGAGCGACGGCGCCACUUGGCCUCGAUUGCGGACCCUCCUUCGACUUCGACCCUACACGCGAGUCAAUUCUCCCCUUCCCCGGAUCCUCUUCUCGAGACAUUGCUCACGGCGAUUCGAAAACGCGAUGUUGCCGUCAUCAGCCUCGCGUUCCUUCAAUGGACAAGGGCGCUUAGGGACCAGGAUGACCCAGCGCACGAUGCUGCGCUGCACAGCUUGAUGAGCAUGCCGCGGUCGACAUUGUCGGAUAUCUUGCGGGGCAUGGAUCCGAUUGCUCAUCCUGAGCAUGACUUGAUGCGGGGCAUCAGUAUAUCUCAGGGUUUGGCGCGGAAUUCUGAUGCAGCGAGAUUCGUCGAUGAUUUCGGUGUCCGGGUCCACAGUCGACAGGUCAUGGAAGGCAUGGCCACCAUCUUGGAACAGUGUCGCGUGCACAGCAUCACUCUCCGGCCAGAGGACUUUGUCGUCUUCAUGCGCUGUGUGGGCGCCGGCGUUGAGCUGCGCAUGGCGCAUGCCACCUUUGGCGCGAUGUUUGAGGCAGGGCUGGCGCCACAGCGUACCACAAAGACGUGGACAGAAUUUGUAAAGACGCGCUUCAUGAUGGAACCGACGUAUUACUCGUUUGACCGGACCCGGGUGCUCAUGGAGCCACGGCAACUGAUUCGCCAUUCACAUGUACGCGCAGAGGAGAAGAGCACAGUGAAGGCCAUCGACCGGAUUCACAUGUCCAUGAAUGCUCUGCAGAUCUCCCCUUGGAACAGACGACGGGACCAGCCGGACGAGGACAAUAGACGCUAUCUCCGUCGGCCUGGUGGUACCUUGCAAUCCGGAGGUGGCAUGGAGACCAACGACCACCGCUCGUUCUGGGCCCAUUACAAUCGUUCAAGGGCGUAUCCAAACGACAUGGACGAAGAGCUGGUGUGUGCCUGUCUGAUCGGGUUUGCCAAGUCCAGCGACAUGCAAGCCGUCCUGGAGACUGUCCUCCGUAAAGAAUACGGCGUGAGAGUCGAUCAAAGUACCCAUGAGAUCUCUGGUGGCAAGGAAUUGCAACGGGAUGACCCCAGAUGGCCAACAGGUCGUCUUCUUAACGCUUUGGUUGAGUCUUUCGGCACAAUGUCCGAGAUACCGCUGGGCAUGCAGCUCAUCGACUUCUUCUCGCAGCGGUACAGCAUACCUAUUGACCCUGAGGUAUGGUCCAAUUUGCUGAACUGGACACACACCACGGCAAACGCCGCGAACCAGAAAGGCCGCGUUAUGAUGUUUGGCAAAGACACCCAGAGAGUCGAAGCCAAGGACGUCGGGGCUGUAUUUGACAUGAUGACUUCGGAGCCGUACAAUAUUCAACCCUCCUUUGAGGAUCUCGAUCUGCGCAUCCGCAGCUACAUCAACAGCCAAGAGGUCACUCGAGCCCUGCAGAUGGUCAGGCAAGAAGCCAUGGACUACUACCGCAAGGUAUCGGACGAUCUAGAGACUGCCAUGCUUGAUGAGAUUAUGCUGCGUGACGCCGUUGUUAACCCGACCCUCGAGAACGGCACGACUAUAUCCAAGGCUACUCGGCUCAGGAGGCAGUGCGAAGCAGACAAGGAUUACGUCCAUAACCGCAUAGGCUUCCUCCUGGACAGGAUCAUCAAACAGGCCAGCAACCGCCGCGAGCACCGACACGGAGCCAUAACGACGGUGGAGAUCCCCAACAUCCUUUAUGAAUUUGCGGCCUUUUUCCCGCGCAACCUCAAAUAUCGGACAAGGAGUGGAUACGUCGUGAUCCAUGAAAUUGGUGGAGCAAGGCUUUUCAAGCCUGCGCUGAGGCAUACCCUCAUGACCAAGCAAGCAGCCGCGCAUGUACACCCUAAGUCCACCGAUGAGCUCGGUCAAACUCGGCAGAUCAAAGACGAAACGACGGGAAUCUUGCACGAGAAUCCUGAUUUUAUAUGGCCCACGAAUCCGAGUAUGGCAGUCCUGCACUCGGAACGAGCGCACACACAGAGGAGCAUGUCUGAGACUGGCAAGCCACCGCCUUAUCGACCUGAGCAUGGGCUGUCGUGGGAAGGGCGACAGUGGUGGAACGGCAUCGCCUCUCAGUUGAUACUGUAA